Seminavis robusta is the source of this 1620-nucleotide messenger RNA. The record is from the annotation of a GenBank genome assembly. NCBI's taxonomy places the organism in Eukaryota, Bacillariophyta, Bacillariophyceae, Naviculales, Naviculaceae.
AUGUUAAGAUUCUUAUUCACUGGCAACACGGGCGGACAGCUCGAUCGACUCCAAAGGCAUCUUCCAGGUGUGGGUGGCGGAGAGGAAGAGCCAUCCAACGACAAUCGUCAGCUCCUGGAUCUUUUGGUGGAUCCUCGCCAAUUGCCACCCCAUCAUGUCCAGAGAGCAGCGAUCGACUGGCAACAAGUCGUCACAGUGGCACUGGAGAAUCCAUUGACACUGCAUGUGCGCGACCAGUUUCGCCUAAGAACACCUCUUUUCUUGGCCAUUGAACGAGACGCUCCACCCUUUGUCAUUCAAGCCUUUUUGCAAUCGUAUCCACCGGCUGCCAGAGUCGUGCAAAAGAUCGGAUUGACACCGCUGCAUUUGGCCGUGGCAAGGGGGGCACACAAUCAUGUCGUUCAGUAUCUCUUGGGGGCAUGGCCGGAAGCCGCCUCCUACAAAAUGAGCGAUGGCUGUGUACCGCUCCAUUUUGCCAGAAAUGUGGAAACGGCCCGACUCUUGAUUGAGGCAUAUCCAGAAGCCUUGUGGGUGGCCAACAAAGCAGCCUAUCUACCAAUUCACCGAGUCGUAUAUGCUCCAUAUGCUUCGCCCGAGGUGGUGAAACGGUUCUUGGAUGCCGAGCUCAAAGUUGUCCAGGAUAGCGACGACGACAAUGCCAGCCCCAACAAGAACAAGAAAAGCCAUGAGCAAGAAAGUCAACUUUUAGCCAAAACAAUCCACGGAAUUACACCAUUAGAUGCUGCCUGUGAAAUGGUAUUCCGGGAUUUGAACCAUAAUCAACGCGACGGCGAUGACAACAACAACAAUACACCGCCCGUAGUUAGCCCGGAAAAGUGGGAAAAGUUGCUCGUAUUGGCAAAACAUACCUACGAUGUUCACCAGUCUGGCUGUCGUCGUCGGAGGAGGAGGCCAUCAUCAACACUCCAUUCAAUGCCUCUUGGAAUGGACAAACCCUUGCUUCAUAUCCUUCUUCAAUACACUUCCAUCGAACUGCAAGUAUUACCGCUGGUACUGCAAUACAUUCUCAAUCACAAAUAUCCCGAGCAACGCGCCAUGGUCGACAAAGGCCGUUCGGCGCUGGCCAUUGCCGUGUCGCGACCAAACAUGUCAGGUAGCGUUGUCAAGCUGCUGUUGCAAGAUCCAGUCCUGCGAGCCAUGGCCACUGUGACGGACGUCCAGGGACGAUUGCCCUUGCACAGUGCCACGGCCAGUGGACAUCGAGAUGGGUUGGAAGAAUUGAUGCGGGCUGCUCCCGUGGCGCUGACCAUCCCGGAUCCUGUGACGGGGUUGUAUCCCUGCUUAUUAGCAGCAGCCACUGCAACUGAUGAUGGUGAUGAUGAUGACUGCCAAGAAGCUCUGAGCGUCAACGCCAUAUAUAGUCUCCUUCGGGAAACGCCUUCGAUAGUUCCAACGAUGAGUAGUACAUGUACCGAAACUGCAGUAACGGGGAAAAGAGGCCUCACACAAAGUCAACACGAAGUAGCGCUUCUGGGUAAAACCUUGUCAGCUGCGAAGGAAGUGUAUGUGUGGUGGAUCCUGCCUAUCCUCCUGGCGUUUUUGCUACACGACAUCUUGAUUGAUGCCAUCUUUGAAAGGAAUGAUAUCAAUGACGGUUAA